Molecule: messenger RNA, 2096 nt
Organism: Ceratosolen solmsi marchali
Lineage: Eukaryota; Metazoa; Arthropoda; Insecta; Hymenoptera; Agaonidae
Product: transcription factor mef2A
Exons: 4
Coding region: 51-1508 (485 amino acids)
Biological process (GO): positive regulation of transcription by RNA polymerase II
Cellular component (GO): RNA polymerase II transcription regulator complex
Molecular function (GO): RNA polymerase II transcription regulatory region sequence-specific DNA binding; DNA-binding transcription factor activity, RNA polymerase II-specific; protein dimerization activity
Source: RefSeq, a predicted model, not a curated record
CGCGGGCCAGUGCUGGACAAUCCGCGCACUCCGAUGGCCUGAGCCCGAGAAUGUCGACAAUGGGCAUCGCCGUCUACGGGCGCGCCGAGGAGCAGCAGCUUCUGCUCCUGCGCAGCCUGCGCGAGAACCCCGGAGUGCCAAAGAAGCUCGAGUCCCAAGAGAGGAGCGAUGCGUCGAGGAGGGAUGUCCAACAACAACAGCAGCAGCAGCAGCAACAGCAGCAGCAGCAACUGGUGCUACCGCCCUACGAUCCCUCCAGGUUGAAGAAGCACGGCAAGAACGGACAGCCGCCACCGAUCGCCGUGGCCAAAAGGAACGCGCGCGAGAGGAAUAGGGUGAAACAGGUAACUGACGGCUUCGCCACCCUCCGUCAACACAUUCCCAGCCACGUGGCACAAGGUUACGGCGACCGGGGCAAGAAGCUCUCGAAGGUUGAGACCCUACGCAUGGCCGUGGAGUACAUUAGGGGCCUGAAGAGGCUCCUCGCUGAGGCCGAUGGCCUCGAGUACGCGGACUCUUGUCGCAACCCCAACGACUCCUCCAUGAUGAUACCUUCGCCCGCGGGCAGUGUCUACUCCGGGAGCACGCACAACGGCUCGGGCGGCGACGUCCUUUGCCUCGGCAGCUCGGAGCUCGACGAGCCCGGCGAUACCACGAACAUCGACGAGCCCGAGCCCUACCUCAUGGACGACGACGAGGAUGACAGCGAGAAGGAGAGGCGGGAGGCCAAACGCUUCCGGGAUGACGGCGUAGCCCAGAACAGACUUUCGGAGAAUCAAAAUCGAGAUCGCACACUAUUGAGUUCAGCGCCACGUCGUCGACGCAACUCCCCGACGACGUAUUACACCUCCCGUCAAUCCUCCUUCGGCGACGAAGAAAACAUCGAGCCCCUAAACAACAACAACGCCAAUAACCACAAUAUUAGCAGCUGUAGCAACAGCAAUAGCAGUAUAAUUAUCAACAACAACAACAACAACAACAACAACAACAACAACAUUAUGAGUGGCUUUUCGCCAAUCCUCGUACAUUCGACCUCGCCUAUUACGAGCAGCAGUUUGGCCACGAUUAAGCGCGAGAUCUGUAUGCUGGACGAGGACGAGAGUCGCCGCUCGAACGAAGAGGACAGCGCGCCCCUCCUUACCGUCCCUACACCCUACACAGGUGAGAUCCUGAUCGAGAAUCCGGAGACCGGGCGCCUCGUCCCGCUGAAGCUCGAGGGUGACGAAGAGGCUGCGGCGGCCGGUGCCCAGCUGGUUUACGUCGCUGCGAGUGCCGACGGCCUCCCGGGUACCACCUACUACAAGCACGAGCUCGCCGCUGACAGCGGCACCGAGUUCCUGGACGUGGUCAGCUGGUGGGAGCAGGAGCACGGCCGAAUAAGCCAUCAGCUCCAGGCCCAUCAUCACCAUCAUCAUCAUCAUCAUCAUCACGUCGGGCAGCAUCAGCAGGCGCAUCAGCAGACACACCACCAACAACUCACGGCCCAGCAGAGGCUCGCGCACGUCUGACGACCCUCUCCCGGGCUGCGCUCGCGAGUUCGAGUACGAUCAACAACUGGCCAACAAGAAAUUCAAUGGUGUCGUCUGUUAUCCUCCGAUAUGCCACAAGAUAAGAUGUUGACAAAAUGUUUUUCUCCUGCGUCGAGCCGAGCAAAUGGAAUUACGGCCAAAGUGUCGGCGACGAGGGCCGAAGGGUUGAAACUGGUGGGAAAGUACAAGAGAACGAGGAUCAAGGGACCAAAGGAACGGGCGAGUGAGCGAAUCAAGUGGUUGUGUAUUUCUGCAUUUAUUAUAUAGUUCGUUUUAUGCGUGGGAUAUAUUCGUUGUCUUUCUCGGACGCCGUGAUGCACGCGAUCUCUGUCGUCAACGAGAAGGAACAAGAGAAAGGGUACAAUAACAAUACCAAGUGAUGUUGUAACGGUUAAUAUUGUGUAUAUGCGGACACGAGUUAUACUUAACGAGGACAAAAUUUAUUUGUAUAAACGUAAACAUUAUUUGUAUGUGCCUUAAACAGUCAUCAAAAAAUCCCUAGUGUUUAUUAAAUUAUUACUUACUAUUAGCAUGAUGUAUAUUUAUCAUUAUGUAGCAUUAGGAUCA